AUGCAAGCCAACAACGGGUCCUUUACCUCUAAUGGUAAUGGUACUACUCAAGACCUUAGAGCCAUGAAUGGUGAGAUGGGAAACAUGUCAUUAGCAAAUAAACGGAAGAAGAAACCCGCUAGAGCUUUCCAUCAGCAAUGGGAAACAGCAGUAGCACCACCAUCUUCUACGGCUUCAACUCCAUUCAUGCCUCCAAACGCUCUGUUCAAUGGUAAUAGUAAUGGCUAUGGAUUUGAUUCAAAUCCUCCAUCCAAUGGGUUCAUCACUCCAAGAAUGGAUUCAACAUCUUCAUUCCAAUCACCAGCUCCUUCAAGAGUUUCUUCGUUUCAAACGACCCAACUGCCGGGUUUGCCUCUGUUUCCACCUCAACAUCAGCCUGAAAAUGCAAUAGUGGUCCCAGUUUCCGGUGGCAUCAGUCUGGUACCCGCACCAGCUCCAAGUUCAGAGUUGUCGUUGGUUGAUUACAGAUACCACACCCAAGCAACCUUCAUGACUCCUACUUCCGACAAUGAUCCACUGUACCCUUCAUUUUACACUUUCCAAAACUCCAUUCCUCCCACAGCAGGUACUCAAUAUUUGACAGUGGAUCAGGGAACUGCAUCUCCCAAUUACAUUCGUUCUUCCAUGUAUUUUGUUCCUGAAACUGAAUCCUUAAGGGCAGCUACAAAGCUUCCAAUUGCCUUAACGAUUAGACCAUUUGCUCCUUCACAAGACCCUGUUCCUGUGGUUGAUUUCCGUGAUUUGGGGAAUAUUUCUGGCUCUGAUCCUUUGGAUUUUGGUCCUCCACGUUGUCGUAGAUGUAGAGCUUACGUCAACCCUUCAAUGACCUUCACUUCAGUAUCAAACUUUACUUGUAAUGUUUGUCAGUUCAGAGGUAACACAGUUCCUCAGGAAUACACUUCUUAUUUGGAUGCACAAGGUAACAGAGCUGAUAAAUUUGUCAAACCAGAAUUACAUCAAGGAGUCUACGAUAUUCUAGUUCCUGACGAAUAUAACGUAGGAGGCACAGGAUCAACGAACGACGAGUUGCAUCAUAUCUUUUUGGUGGAUAUUAGUGAACCAAGUAUCAGACAAGGUUUACCAGCAGUUGUAGCUGAUAGUAUUAGAACAGCUUUGUUUGCUGAGAAGGAAGACCUUCAAGAACAAACUGGUGAAGAUAAUGAACCAUCGAAAAAGACAAUCAAGUAUUCAAUUAUUUGUUUUGAUAAGCACAUUCAUUUCUACAACUUGUCACCAAAGUUGCAACAAACUCAAGUUAAUGUGUGUACUGAUUUGGAUGAUCCAUUUGUUCCGUUCUUUGAUGGAUUGUUUGCCGAUAAGGAGGAAAGUAGAAUCCAGAUUGAAGAUGCCUUAACUAACAUGGAACAAAUGACUAAUGAUCCGACUUUCUUGCCUGAUACGGAGUCUUGCUUUGCUGUUGCAAUCAAAUUGGCAUCCAUGUGUCUUGAAUCUCAUGGAGGUGGUAAGAUUACCACUCUUUUAGCAGGAUUACCAUCAUGGGGACCUGGAGGCUUGAAGUUUAAGCCUAAUAAUACAUCAGGUAAGAAUGCAGAUGCUGAAAAGUACUUAUUCCUUCCAAACCUGGAUUACUACAAGGCAUUGGGUAAAGAAUUAGUUGCCCAAAGUGUUGGUGUGGAUUUGUUUGUUGUUGCAAAGACCCAAGUUGAUAUGGCAAACGUUGGUUAUUUAUGUGGUGUCACAGGAGGAAAUAUCAACAGAUGGACCAAUUUUGAAAUUGAACGUGAUGCCAGAGGGUUCCAUGAAAAGUUUGUGACUUCAGUUAAAAACCCAAGAGGGUAUCAAGGUCAAUUGAAAGUUCGUUGUUCUAAUGGGUUGCAAGUGGCUCAAUAUUAUGGAACAUAUUCAAAUAAGGAUAUCAUUGGAGAUGUCAUGGAUCCCAAAGUGUCACUUUUAACUGAAGAUCAGACAUUCACUGUGUUGUUUGAAUAUGAUGGGAAAUUGGACACCAAAUAUGAUUGUCAUUUCCAAGUGGCCUUAUUGUAUACCGAUGCUUUAGGUGCUAGAAAGGUUAGAGUCAUCAACUUGGUAUUAGCAGUGGCAGAAAAGCUUCAAGACGUUUUCAACAUGGUUGAUGAGGACACGGUAAUGACCACAAUUCUUAGAGACUCAUUGUCAUUUAUGGGUAAACAAUCACUCAAGGAAAUACGGGAAUCUCUUAAUAAUAAGUUGGUGGAAGUUUACACUCAGUAUAGAGCAAUGAGUGAACUUGGUCAUAAUAUUACAAACACCAUGAACCGAACUUUAUUAUUCCCUGAAGGUUUGAAACAUUUACCAAUUUAUGCCUUAGCAUUCCUCAAGUCAGAUGCUCUUAGAAAUGGGAAUGGAAUCACACCAGAUACUAGGCUUGCCGAAAUGUUCAAUUUGAUGCACAUGCCAGUGGAAAGACUUCUUUAUAACUUAUAUCCUGCAAUGGUAGAGUUGCACAGUCUUGAUGAUGAAGAAUGCACUUUUGAUGAUUAUGGAUUCCUUAGAUUGCCACGUUUCACAGAACUUUCACUCUCCAAAAUGGAGCAAGGGGUCUACAUCUUGUGUGAUGGCUAUCGCGUGUACGUUUGGGUUGAUCCCAACGCCAAUAUUCUUCUUGUGAAAGAUUUGUUUGGGGAAAACUACGAUAGUGUUCUGCAAUUGGAUCCUAUGAUGAAUGAAUUGCCUGUUUUACCCACACUUAUCUCCGAACAAUCUCAUAAUUUGAUAAAGUUCUUCCAUUCCAAGAUAAUUGGUAUCCCAGGUCAAGAUACUGGUAGUAGUAUUCAAUUGGUUAGACCAGGUAUUGAUGGUUCAGAAAUUAUCUUCAAGUUAAGAUUGGUCGAAGAUAAUAUUUCCAGGUCCCUAGCAACUCCCAGUUAUGGUGAUUACCUCACCAGUUUGCAUAAGGCUAUUAGAGUGAAUUUGGAUAGUGACAAAGCCUCCGGGAAGAUCAAACAAUCCAUUGAUAAUGUGGGGAAUAACAGCGAAUCUCUCACCCAAAGGUUUGCUCUUUUCUAG
This is a messenger RNA of Lizanozyma spartinae, 3006 nucleotides long. RefSeq lists its product as uncharacterized. The coding region runs from base 1 to 3006 and encodes 1001 amino acids. Gene Ontology annotation, cellular component: COPII vesicle coat; endoplasmic reticulum exit site. NCBI's taxonomy places the organism in Eukaryota, Fungi, Ascomycota, Pichiomycetes, Serinales, Debaryomycetaceae. The record is from RefSeq and is a predicted model, not a curated record. Gene Ontology annotation, molecular function: zinc ion binding; SNARE binding. The transcript has a single exon. Gene Ontology annotation, biological process: intracellular protein transport; COPII-coated vesicle cargo loading; endoplasmic reticulum to Golgi vesicle-mediated transport.